AAGGUGGGCUGCGCCCACACAACGAAAUCACAAUUUCGAACCGAGCGAAUAAACCCCAAAUUUCGUGACCUCGAUUCCACGGUCUCCCAUACUAACCAAGCAGCACAUCUGUCCCGCCGUUGACAUCGCUGCUCCGUCAAGAUGGCUGUUGGCAAGAACAAGAGACUGUCCAAGGGCAAGAAGGGCCUGAAGAAGAAGGCCGUGGACCCCUUUACCCGCAAGGACUGGUACGGCAUCAAGGCCCCUGCGCCGUUCGCCAUCCGAGAUGUCGGCAAGACCCUGGUCAACCGGACCACCGGUCUCAAGAACGCCAACGAUGCCCUGAAGGGUCGGAUCAUCGAGGUUUCGCUGGCCGACCUGCAGAAGGAUGAGGACCACUCCUUCCGCAAGGUCAAGCUCCGGGUCGAUGAGAUCCAGGGCAAGAACUGCCUGACCAACUUCCACGGCCUCGACUUCACGUCGGACAAGCUCCGUUCGCUCGUCCGCAAGUGGCAAACGCUCAUUGAGGCGAACGUCACCGUCAUGACCACCGACCACUACCUCCUCCGCCUUUUCGCUAUCGCCUUCACUAAGCGGCGCCCCAACCAGAUCAAGAAGACGACCUACGCUGCUUCUUCACAAAUCCGGGCGAUCCGGAAGAAGAUGACCGAGAUCAUCCAGCGCGAGGCCUCGAGCUGCACCCUCACCCAGCUCACCUCCAAGCUCAUCCCCGAGGUUAUCGGCCGCGAGAUUGAGAAGGCUACCCAGGGCAUCUACCCUCUUCAGAACGUUCACAUCCGUAAGGUCAAGCUCCUCAAGCAGCCGAAGUUCGAUCUGGGCGCCCUGAUGGCCCUCCACGGCGAGUCGAGCACGGAUGAGCAGGGUCAGAAGGUCGAGAGGGAGUUCAAGGAGCAGGUCCUCGAGUCGGUAUAAAGGGGUGUUGAUAUUGGGAACGCACUGGGCAGGGUUUUCAUCAGCAAUACCUCUCUGGGGCUUUGGGCUUGCUUUCGUUGCAUUUGGCGUGGUAUCAUGGUACAGUAGUCAAGGUAACGAAUUUCUUCCGUCCCGACGGCGGAGCGCGCGGAAUCAAAAAGGAUGGCCAAAAGACCGUGACACAAGCACCACAGCAUUUCGCAGCGA
Chaetomium strumarium is the source of this 1119-nucleotide messenger RNA. RefSeq names its product 40S ribosomal protein S1. Gene Ontology annotation, cellular component: ribosome; cytosol. NCBI's taxonomy places the organism in Eukaryota, Fungi, Ascomycota, Sordariomycetes, Sordariales, Chaetomiaceae. Gene Ontology annotation, biological process: translation. Gene Ontology annotation, molecular function: structural constituent of ribosome. The record is from RefSeq and is a predicted model, not a curated record. The transcript has 5 exons. Bases 142 to 912 code for a protein of 256 amino acids.